This is a messenger RNA of Gryllus bimaculatus (two-spotted cricket), 2163 nucleotides long. Lineage: Eukaryota; Metazoa; Arthropoda; Insecta; Orthoptera; Gryllidae. The record is from the annotation of a GenBank genome assembly.
GCCUAGGGUCGACGUCAAAGUGACGUCACGUUCUCGCGCGAUACGCUCGCAGUUGGAAUCAGUUGCGGCGGCCGCAGCACGUUCUGAAGUCAUUACUCUCUGAACGGUCCCAGGAUCCGGAUCACACUACUAUACAGUGGCGGUGUGUAGUGUAUUAGCUUAUUCUGUCACUCUCGUACCUACAAGUCUCAAUAUUCGAAGAUGGUGAACAUCAAAGAAGUCUCAAAGAAACCAAUUUUUCUCAUCAAAGUUGUGGAGCUGGUGCUGACGUGCGUGUGCAUCCGAUGCGUGGGCGGCCAGUACGCCGCGCUGCUGCGGCGCGAGCGACCAGAGGACGACGACAACGACUACAAGGGCGUCUUCCCGCUCAUGACGGCCAUGUGGGUGCAGCUCGUGGUCUACUCCAUUCUGCUCGUCUUCCUCCUCGUCGUCAUCAUUUGCCUGCUCACCGACAGGCCUAUGCACUACAAAAUUGUCAUCACCCUGGCGGGCAUCGCGACCGUCAUCUUCGUAGCAGGUUCCGCCAUCAACUUCGAAGUUUUCUUCAUGCUCUUUGAGGCCAAGAAGAAAACACUGGUGGGGGCGGUGGCAGGCCUUCUAAAUGGAGCGGUUUACGUGACGGACAUUCUCUUAACCUACAGAGACGCAAAAUAGCGCAUCCUCGCAUCCUCGAGUGCUUUGAUUUUUUGUGGGACUGCCAAGCAAAUCGCUAUACCAACCAUGUUUACAGUGACGUACAUGGCAAAUGAGAUGUAAUUGUUUGUUGCGUUAUGUUUCGAACGUGUUUCCUGAAGAAUCGACGAGUCUAGUGCCAUAUUCUAAUUAUUUAUGCUUGUAAGCGAAGAGAACUCUUAAGCAGUGAAACUGUGAAGAGAACUAUGUGAUAUUAUAGAUCUGAAUUUCGUGGAGAACGAUAUCAUUUAAUGCGAUUUGUAGACCAUAAGACUGAACUAGUUUUGUAAUAUUAGAUGUUUAUAUUGUAUAUUAUAUUUCAUUUUAAAAAUGAUAUUGUUUGGAUACCGGGUUUGCAUUUACUUUUUACAACCCGCAUCUCCAACAGAAUUUCAUAGGAAUUCCUUUCAAACCCUCAUAGAAAUUAUAAGCAAUACAAAUUCCAUAACAAAUUUUUUUAAGACUACACAAACGCGUAAUACUACAUUUGAUUUUCGUAUCUCGUGUCAGUGCCAUUAUGAAAACAGCUAUCGUUUGGAAAAAGACCAAUAGAAAGAAUAAACUCCAUAAGAAUACAUUCUAAUCACAUAUCGGCGAACUUUCGACCCUGAUGAACAUCCUGAACUCAUCACGCGUCUCGUGGCAUUGGCUUUAAGAGUGUGACCUCUUGAUAAGCAAGAGUAUCCUUGAAAUAAUAUCAAAGAAAUGAAACGCUCAUAGAGGUCUCCAGUGAUAACAUGUGAAAUAUACUCUUUACUAAUGAAACACUUUUCCUAACGUUACACUAAGAACACAAACAAAUAAAGUUAACAUUCAAAUAUUACUUCUUGAAAUACAUUUUUAAUGCAUAUUAGUAAUGUAUAAUACUUACAGAUAUGAACUUGUCUGUACGCUUCGCAGAAAAAAAUAUUAAAAGUACAUACUAUUUUUUUUAUUAUUAAGAGACCAGGUAGUGAGUACUUAAAAGAUCCUGUAGCAGUAAAAUAUUUGUCCAAAAAUGGUUUGUCUUCAAAUUGUCAAAACAUAAAUAUCGCAUUUAAAUUUUAUUUUCUUGAUUCGUCUCAAUGCGAAGGGACGUUCCCGGUGCAUUGUGGUAUUUGUGAAGACUGUAUUCGUUAAAAUGUCUAGUUUAUUGCAGAGCUACAGGAGAAUAUUUUAUUUCUUGAGUAGUGUGCGUGCUUCAUUUCGGAAAACCAGCUGUUUUGUUCAGCGGCAUUUUUGCUGCUGAAGGGCACUACUUUCAUUUAUUUUUCAAGCAGACUGCAUGAAUGAUACGUGAGAUCAAUUUGGUUCGAAGUUCACCUUCCCACUUUGCGUUCACUUCACACUCUCCUCGUUACUAUGAUAGCAUAUCUCUGAUUUCAAGGAACAGUAAUUUAUGAAUGACCAUUGCGUCGAGAAUGAAUGCGUAAGUGAAAGAAACCACUAUAUUUAUCAUCUUACGUAGCCUUUAUCACUGUGUGCCAAGACUUGUGUAUUUCAAAUCUAAAA